Molecule: messenger RNA, 719 nt
Organism: Diospyros lotus (date-plum)
Lineage: Eukaryota; Viridiplantae; Streptophyta; Magnoliopsida; Ericales; Ebenaceae
Exons: 1
Coding region: 103-420 (105 amino acids)
Cellular component (GO): cytoplasm; nucleus
Source: RefSeq, a predicted model, not a curated record
CUUAUUUCUCGUUCACACAGUUUCUGUCUAUCUGCAAUUAAUUCCUCUUAUCUCUCUCUCGCUCUCUAAACGUAUAUAUCUGGCGAUCCAUAGAUCUGAAACAUGGCGGAGGCAACGAGGACCGGCAGCCGGCGGCAGCCGAGUCGGCUGCAAAGGCGAGCUCCGGCGUCGAUACAGAUCAGUCCGGUGAGAGACUGGAACGCGGCGAUACCUCUCUUAUCACCUCUGAUCACGUCGCCGACGGCGCGGGAUCCUACGGCGGAGAUCAGAUCUUGCAAUAAUCAGAAUCAGGCCACGGAGGCCGAGAAGCCGGCGGUGAUGUUCAAGAAGUGGCAGCAUCCGGCGGCGCCGUUCUCCUAUGAGCCAGCACCGUUGAUGCCUUUUGUUUUUGCCGGCGCCGUCGACGGGAGUAGGGCCUAGUGCUUAUACACUCAUAUCAUAUAAGAUAUGCAUAAUGCAACAGGCACAUCUAAGAUCUAACCGUGUAUUUCUCCUCUCUUUGUUUUUACCUUUUUCCCUUUCCGACGAGACUUGAUUUAGAAACAUAUGUUGAUAUAAUCCUAAUUUUCCUACCAUCCUCUGCGAAAACUUUGAUGUACAAUACAUAAUCCAAGGAUCAAUCCUUCUUUUCUGACUUACCAAAUACGAUCUAUCCUCUUUUACGCAUAAUUGCUUCCAUUAUAUUCAUUCAAAAUAGAUUUAUUCGCUUUCUGUAGCAA